CCAAAGAAGAAGAACGGAUGAGUCGACUAGGGCAGAGGUAUAAAAUAACGGUGCCGACCCGGAACUGAGUUGUUGCUUUUUAUUCGACGGAUUGAUUCAAUACAAAUAAAAACGAAUUCGUUGCAGAAUUACCACGUUUGACACGAAUAGAGGAGAAGAUAACACCCGAAAGGCGCAUCUUUAGAUGUUUCUUGUCAAGGCAGGUUUACGGACAGCUAUAUUACUUGGAGGGUGCCCUAGUGACAUUAGCUAGCUAGGCUAUGUAACUGUUAGAGUGACGCCGACUGAUUGUAUGUUACUGUUAACGUUUAAUGUUUUUGUUUUGUGUAUUCGUCCACGAUUUGCGUUUACUGGGCGUUUUGAGCGAGUUUCUCUGGAUGUGGGCUAUACCAACGAGGUUUUCCCCCAGGAUCAUCUUGCCAAAACAGGCCAGAGUUGCUACUUUUUUUCAACAUUUCUUUGCGGCACUCUGUAGCUAGUAAGAUUCUAAACGCCCUCGGACCUCUGUACGUUGACAUCCUGCCUCCGCAAAUCCCCCCUGACGAGUGUGAGUUUGCAUCCGUGUGUCAUCACAGCACUGUUAUGCUGCUGUCUCACUCCGACCUAUGGAAAGUGUGUUUGGAGAACAUCUACAGACCCUGCACGGUGGUCCUCGCCACCAUCACAGCUGCCCUGUACUACCUCUGGGGCCGUGAGGGCCAGACACCGGUCCUGGUGUGUAGCGAUGCAUUCCGUGUGUUCCUACAGAGGCACUGUCCCGUGGUGGCUGAGCCCUUCAGCCCUACUCCCUGGUGCUGGGGCGGCCGGCUGCAGACACUGGUCAGAGUGCUCAUCAAGUCCAGCCCCCAGGUCGACUACAGGAAUGAGUUGAUCAGGACAGCUGACGGAGGUCAGAUCUCUCUGGACUGGGUAGAUAACGGGGACAGCGCUGCCUACCCAGAAUGCUACUCUCGUCCCACAGUGCUCAUCCUGCCGGGCCUCACAGGGAACAGUCGUCAGACCUACGUCCUCCACGCCGUCAGCCAAGCCACUCGCCGCGGAUACAGAUGUGUGGUCUUCAACAAUAGAGGGUUUGGAGGAGAAGAACUACUGACCCCAGUGACCUUCUGUGCGGCAGACACCUCGGACCUGGAGCGGGUGGUUCUCCAUGUCAGGGAACUCUUCCCACAAGCCCCUCUGCUGGGCACUGGCGUGUCUCUGGGAGGCAUGCUCUUGUUGAACUACCUGGCUCGUAAGGGUAGUGAGGCAGGGCUUGUUGCCGGCCUCACAAUGUCUGUCAGCUGGGACACGCUGGAGUCCUGUGCCUCGCUGGAACAACCAAUCAACCGCCUGAUCUUCAACCGACACCUCGCCAGCAACCUGUGCCAAGCCAUUAACAGACACAGGAAGAUGUUGGAGACUGUGGUGGAUGUGGACCAUGUACUAAAGGCACGUACUAUCCGGGAGUUUGACGAGCGCUACACGUCGGUCAUGUUUGGCUAUAAGUCCUGUCUGGACUACUACCAAGAGGCCAGCCCAAACUACAAGCUUCCCAGGACGACAGUGCCCAUUCUCUGCCUCAAUGCGGCCGAUGACCCCUUCUCCCCCAAACAUGCUCUCCCGGUGGCCCUAGCCAAGCGCCUGCCUAACGUAGCGCUGUUGGUGACGUCCCACGGUGGACAUAUAGGCUACCUGGAGGGCCUUUACCCGCGUGGGGAGGGCUACAUGGACCGCCUGUUCGGACAGUUCAUUCAGGCAGCCUUCGAUCACCCUGGGGACCUGAAAGGGGCCUGCAGCAUCAAGGAAGAGCUUCUGGAUUGACCUCAGACACCCUGGUCAUGUGAUUAGGUCCUGAUUGUUCUGGGACUGACCGAUUAACCUCACCGGCACAACCACCCUCUCUUCUUUUUCAUCUCAGGUGCUUAUCCGUCGACCAAUCAGACAGAGCUUAAUGCAAUAGACACUCUGACAUCAUGUAGGUAGGGACUUACAGACUGAUGCCUUAUAUUACUACACACAGAAUGAGGAUAUCUGGUCUUAAAACCAGUAACACUUCAUAAGUUUAGUGUUUCAAAUUACUUACUGUUGAAAUUAAUCUGGCACACAAGCCGUCACCCUACUCUCCGAGGGUGUCUCAGGGUGAGUGGGCUAUGCAAAAUGACACAUCCAUUUCACCACACACUGUACAGGUUACACACUUGUACAUGUGUGAAACAAGACAAAUAUAAGCACCCCCUAUUUGACUUUUUGAAUUUCACCCUUACUAUUUCCUAUGUCAUAAUAAAUCACAUUGGCUCAGACGAUGUAAACAAGGACAUGAAUAGAUCAAUCACAUUCAGUCUUCAAAAAGACAAGAAAGGGAAACGAUCAUUUAAAAUAUUUCCCCUUGAACUGAUGUUUAAUUAUGACUAAAGCAACUGAUUAUGUUUGAAGAAUAUACUUAGCUUAUCGCACAACACACAAAUACUGGAAAAACUUGAAUGGAAAGUUAAUCUUUUAAUCUUGUUUUUAAGCUACUUGGGUUUUAUUCUCAUAUAUAUGGUUAUGUGAUUGUAAUAGUGGUUAGAUACACAAGAAAAUACAUGGAAAUGUCUUUGUAUAACGUACUGCAGUUAAUAAUUCUUUAUGAUGUUGGUCAAGUAAAUUUCAAUGUAGGAGAUAAUUGAAAUUCCAGUUAAGUUGAAGUGCAAUUUAUUUUCAAUUAGGAUUUUUUUCAUUGAAUUGGAAUUUUGAUUCACAUCCAGAUUUGUCUGAACUGAAAUUGAAUUUUGACCUCAUCUGAUUCCACCACAAAGAGAACAGAUAAAAUAUUUUGAACAUGAAGGAAUGUUGUUAUAAUAUAUACACGGUAUGUAUUACGUAUCUGUGUAAAGGCUAUAUCGGAGAAUGUAUAAAAUGCAAGCUGUCUAAGACUUGCCUUAGCGUUGGUCGUAUCUCAGCCCGGACAGUGUGUUUGACAAAGUCAUAUUUUUAUCAUCAAAAGUGUUGUAGAUUGUUUUUGACUUUGUUGCAACAUCCAAACCCAAGUUGUGAAAUCUAUGAUGAAGUUUUUCACAAUUCCAUUUCAAAACAAUCUGGGGUUUCCCACACAUUCCACAACAUAGCUUAGUCCUGUAUACAUUUAUGUGCAUGAUAUGACCCAGAACAUCUAUAUCUUUAUUUGUCUAUAAAGUAGUGUACACAUUAGGCUAGACAUGCUAAAGUAAAGGAGAGCAAAUUGCUAUCAGAAAUGUCUGCUGGCUGUCCUCUCUUGGUUUACAAAUACAAGUGUAAAACCCCUGAUUGUUUAAUUUGGACCAGUACCGCUAUGCUAUUUUAAAUCCAGCCUAUGUUUGAUAAUUAUUGUGAUUUUUGGUUGUUUAUUUGAUUUGCAGUAUUUUUUUCAAUGGAGGAUGCAAACGCAAAGCUCUGAGAUGCCGUGUAAGCUCUGACCUUUCCCAAGGACUAAACUAUUUAUUUCAGUGUGGGUACCAGGGUUUGUGACAACUCAGUGGUUUAAACCUAGGGAAAGCUCACAUUUGACUUUAUUUCUUAGUUUUGGACGAUUGUCUCCCGCUUUGACUUGUUUGAAAUUUGCACACAAUUGUAAAAGUUUGAGUAAAUCUGUUUUAUGAUUAUGGACUAUGUUAUACAGAAUGUCUUGUGGUUAUGUAACAGUUAUCGGUAAUAUUGCACAAUGCGUGUCAUGACAAUGGAUAAACUAUGUCUGUUUGUCUAUCUUGCACUGAGUCACUGACUAAAGCAGUUACGGUUAAACAGGAAGAUGAUGUGAUGUUGUUUUUAUGAUGCUGCCAUGACGAUCACCAGCAGUACCCGCCUCUCCCAUCACCACCCUAUUAACUCUUAUACAUACUUGUGUUAUUACUCAGUAAUAACAUCCGCUGGCAUAAGACUGCCUGGACCUUGGGAGGAAGGCCCAACAUACACUGACUGACCACUAUACCUGCUGCACUGCAACGAUAAUGUGAUGGCAAUAAUAAUCUAUUGUAACUUUUUUGUGACCUUCCAUUGUCCUUUUCUGUUGUUACCGUUCCACUAAUUUAAAUAUUUGAUCUGUAUUCCCUAAUAAAAACACAAACAGUU
This is a messenger RNA of Salmo salar (Atlantic salmon), 4062 nucleotides long. The record is from RefSeq and is a predicted model, not a curated record. NCBI's taxonomy places the organism in Eukaryota, Metazoa, Chordata, Actinopteri, Salmoniformes, Salmonidae.